AUGCAGGCAGUUGAAGACAAGGCCGUCUUGUCCGUAGACGGCGAGAAGCCGUUCUACAAGAACAAGAAUCUGCUCCGGCUAUACCUGCAAAUGAUUCCGGGCACGCUGAUUGUCAGCGCUACCAUGGGCUACGAUGGUUCCAUGAUGAACGGCAUCCAGGCUGUUGACCGCUGGAAUAUCUACUUCGGAUAUCCCACGGGAUCUCUGCUGGGAAUCAUGAACGCUAUUUUGCCCUUGGGAGCCGUCUUCGGUAUUCCACUCGCCGCAUAUAUCUCUGAUCACUACGGUCGACGAUGGGCUAUGACUGCGGGUGAUAUCAUCAUGAUCAUCGGAGCCAUCAUCCAGACUAGUAGCAUCAACAGUGAGUUGAGGCUCUUUUCCCUCGGACAAAGUUUGAACUUCCAGGCGAGUACUGAGAAGCGGCCUAUUACAGUUGCCAUGUUCCUUGUUUCGCGAUUCGUCAUCGGCUUCGGUCUCACAAUUGCCGGCUCCUCCGCUCCAAUGUUAACGGCCGAGCUGGCGCAUCCGACCUCUCGCACCACCAUCACCUCGAUGUACAACACACUGUGGUACGUGGGCAGCAUCAUCGCCGCCUGGGUGACCUAUGGCACGUUCCGAAUCAACAACGACUGGUCCUGGCGCAUCCCGGCCCUUCUUCAGAUGAUCCCGUCCAUUAUCAACAUCGCUGGCGUGUGGUUUCUGCCCGAGUCUCCGCGUUGGCUCAUCGGCAACGAGCGCUACGACGAGGCCAAGCAAAUCCUGAUCGACACUCACGGCGAGGGCGACCCCGACUCAGAGCUUGUUAGACUCGAGUUCGAAGAGAUCCGAGGCGCCAUCCAGGCUGAGAUGGCACUCGGUAAGCAAUCUUGGGGCCAGCUUUUCAACAGCCCCGGCAACCGCUACCGUACAUUCCUCGUCCUCUGCUGCGCUUACUUCCCGCAGUGGUCUGGAUCCGGUCUGGUUUCUUACUACCUCGCCCCUGUUUUGCGCACAAUAGGCAUCACCUCGCAAGAACGCAUCACCUUGAUCAAUGGCAUCAUCCAGAUUUGGAACAUGAUUGUCUCCAUGGUCGGUGCCAAUCUGGUUAACCGUCUCGGCCGUCGUGUCAUCUUUGUCAGCUCCACCAGCCUGAUGCUACUCGCCAUGAUCUCAUGGACCGUCUCCGGCAGCCAGUAUACUAUGUACGGGUCUGAAGCCGCUGGCAGCGCUGUGCUGUUCUCCCUCAUUUUCUUCAUGUCCGCCUACAACUUCUGCUGGAACCCCUUGUCCGUGGCCUACCCCGUCGAGAUCCUGACCUUUCCCAUCCGCGCCAAGGGUGUCUCUCUGCUGGUCGGAGCUGUCAAGAGCGCAAGCUUCUUUAACCAGUUUGUGAAUCCAAUCGGCCUUGAGAAACUGCAAUGGAAGUUUUACAUUGUUUAUUGCUCCUGGCUGGGUCUUGUAUUGGCCGUCGUCUUCUUCCUCUUCCCUGAGACCAAGGACCGUACUCUCGAGGAGAUUGCCGUAAUUUUCGAUAAGAAUUUUUACAAGACUGAAGAUGUCGAGAAAACUGUGCUGGAGGACAAGUCCAGCGAGAAGAACGGCAACCUCACCGUCGAGACAAAGGAGAAGAUCUAA
Clonostachys byssicola is the source of this 1614-nucleotide messenger RNA. The record is from the annotation of a GenBank genome assembly. NCBI's taxonomy places the organism in Eukaryota, Fungi, Ascomycota, Sordariomycetes, Hypocreales, Bionectriaceae.